UCGUCUGAAACCGGAUGUAUGGUUUUAACAGUAAAAGUUAAAAAAUCCCGAUCGGAAAAUCCCGACGGUCUAAGCAGACGAUACCAUAAACAGAUUGACGAUGGAGAGAGAUAUAUUUGCGUCUCCAAUUGAACCUCUUUUUAAUCAUGAAUUUGCAAUGGAAACGGAAAUUUUACAAGAUUGGCUGAUAAAUUUGGCUAAGAAAAAUACUUUGUUUAUCAACCAAGCACAUUCAAAACAGGGAUUGUUUAAGCAACUAAAUGCUGUGGAAACCAUUAUGUAUGCAGCUGAAAAGCUGAAGAUAGCCCUGGAGGCAAAAUAUCUGGCCAUUGAGCUUUUUGACAGGUUUUUGUACAAUCACAUUCAGGAUUUGCGGGAUCAUGUCUUAAAAUUACCAAAGAAAAAGCAAAUGAAAGAAUGGCAAAAGAUCCAGGAAGGGGUGUCAAACCAAGUUCUGCUUCGUAUUGUGUCCUGCUGCCAGAUAGCCAGUAAAUUAACAUCACACUAUAAGGCGUUUUUGCUUCAGGUAGUCUCCAUCAACAGAGCCAAACGAUUUCUCAGAGACUGUGGUUACCGUUAUGCAUCAGAAAGUCUUCUUCAGUCAGAGCUAAGAGUGCUGAAGACUCUGAAAUUUCAAGUAACAGAACCAACACCUAUUGUUUAUAUAGAAACUAUGCUCGAAAUAUUAGGUUGCAAUAACACAGAAGCAGAAGUGAAAACCUAUUACUAUGUUGCAACCAAGCUAUUAGACUUGCUGUACUUGAAGUACCAUGCUUUUUACAAGAUUUUGUCUGAAGUUACUUGUUCAUCAAGUAUACAAUCAACAGAGCACAAAAAAAAGUUUCAAAAAGUGAAAGCAGACCAACUUUUGCUUGGAGCAUCUAUAAUAGGUGGUGCAGUUUUCAUGGUACAACAUGACAAAGCUGAUGAGAUGAUUGAAGAGCUGAGCAGGAUCACAAGAAUUUCUCAGAAUGACAUCAUAGACUUCACCUCUGUUUUAAUUCAAUUGGUAGAAGAGGAGUAAAUGCUGUGGUACUUGCAUAUAUAAGCUAGCUUAUAUAGGCCAUAAAAAACCUCAAGAAAACGUUACUUUAAAUAAUCACUGACUAUCAAGCUUAUAUAGUGCUUUUCUUGGGUCCCUAAUGAGCACUUGUUAAAGCUUUGUUACUUUGCAUUGAGUAUGUAUGCCAUAACACCAUUCCACUUUUUUUAUACUGGAAAAUUAUCAUACUACAAGUAUACACUCUGUAUGUGAUAAAUAAUAUUGUGUACAUUCUACUCAUAUAUAUUUUGUGGAAAGUAUCAUAUUUAUUUUGUUUAAGCAUGCAAGACAUGCCAUAUCUCUGUCUGUGAUAUUUUUGAGAUAAAUGUGAUAGUUUACAUGUAUACCUGUAUUUUAUAGUUUCUGUAAUUGCUAAAAGUUCAUUGUACAUUUUAGCUCAACUGAGCUGAAAGCUCAUCUAAGCUUUUCUGAUCAAUUUUGUCAAGUGACUAUCUGAAAACGUUAAAUUUUCAAUAAUGUGUUAAAAAAAAGAUUAAAUAAUGUGUUGAAAAAAAGGACCAGUCCUCCUUCAAAGGGAAGAUAUAAUUAUUUUUAUAAAAAUUAAAACUACUAUAUAUGGUACUUAUAGGGUGUAGUGUAUUUUAGAAGUCAUUCGUAACAUCAAAAUUUUUACAUGACUUUCCUGAUAGAU
Molecule: messenger RNA, 1694 nt
Organism: Magallana angulata
Lineage: Eukaryota; Metazoa; Mollusca; Bivalvia; Ostreida; Ostreidae
Product: cyclin N-terminal domain-containing protein 1-like
Exons: 8
Coding region: 101-1024 (307 amino acids)
Biological process (GO): reciprocal meiotic recombination
Cellular component (GO): site of double-strand break
Source: RefSeq, a predicted model, not a curated record